Messenger RNA from Rotaria sordida, 972 nucleotides. The record is from the annotation of a GenBank genome assembly. Lineage: Eukaryota; Metazoa; Rotifera; Eurotatoria; Philodinida; Philodinidae.
AUGAAAUCUAUACUUAUUCCUACUUCACACUUUUGUUUCAUUCCAGCACCACUACGUGCAAGUUUGACUGAUAUCCGUCCAAAUACAAAAUGGAUGCAGAAUGGUGUCACUGUCGCUGGAGGAAAUGGACAAGGCAGUGGAAUCAAUCAACUCUGUAACCCACACGGUUUAUAUGUCGUUGAGGGUCAAACUAUUUAUAUUGCUGAUCGCGAUAACCACCGUAUUGUGGAAUGGAAAUGUGGUGCAACAACUGGUCAAGUGGUUGCCGGUGAAAAUGGAAGUGGAAAUGGAGCUUAUCAGUUAAACUACCCAUACGAUGUGAUUAUUGACAAAGAGAGAGAUAGUCUCAUUAUCUCCGAUUUCGGUAAUAAAAGAGUUGUUCGAUGGUCUCGUCGAAAUGGUACUAGUGGAGAAACUAUCAUUUCAAAUAUCUCUUGCGUCGGUUUGACAAUCGAUGAGAGUGGAUCUCUCUAUGUCGUUGACUACGGAAAACAUGAAGUGAGACGAUAUCGAAUUGGUGACACUGAACGAAUGGUGGUUGCAGGUGGCAAUGGACAAGGAAAUCGUCCAGAUCAACUCUCUUACCCCUAUUACGUAUUUGUUGAUCGAGAUCAUUCAGUGUACAUGUCUGAGUAUGGAAAUCAUCGUGUAAUGAAAUGGGAAGAAGGUGCAAAACAAGGCAUUGUCGUAGCCGGUGGUCAAGGGCAAGGAAAUAGUCUUACACAAUUGAACAGACCUCUGGGAGUCAUUGUCGAUCAAUUGGGUACUGUCUAUGUUGCUGAUCAAGGCAACCAUCGAAUCAUGCGUUGGUCAAAAGGAGCCACACAAGGAAGUGUCAUUGUUGGUGGAAACGGCGCUGGAGCACAGUCGAAUCAACUCAAUCGUCCCACAGGUUUAUCAUUCGAUCGACAUGGCAAUCUCUAUGUCGCCGAUUACGACAAUCAUCGAGUACAAAAAUUUAAUAUCGAAUAA